AUGGCAAGGUGUACUUUUUUACGGCAAGUAAAAGAAAUUAAAAAUUGGCAAAAUGUUGUGUUUUUGAACCAAACAUGGCUUAAUGCAAACCAUACUGUAGACUGUUCUUGGACUGAUGACGCUGCAGCAUCUACGUCUAAAGUUGUUGGAAAAGGGUCGCGGCUUAUAAUUUGUCACGCCGGAACCAUCAACGGAUUUGUAAAAGGUUCUCUCAUGGCUUUUGCGUCUAAAACUACUGGAGACUAUCAUGAGGAAAUGCAUGGAGAAAAAUUUACUGAAUGGUUUACCUCCAUGUUGUGUAGCCUCCCUGAACCAUCUAUUAUAAUUAUGGACAACGCCCACUCUAUGCAAAUUGAUAAGCCACCUGCCCAAUCGCAAAAGAAAACUGACAUUGUAGCAUGGCUUCAAAAAAAUGGCGUAGAUGCAAACAUAAAUAUGUUAAAAGCGGAAUUAGUCCUGCUUUUAAAAGAAAACAAACCAACCAAGAUCCGAUACGUAAUUGACGAAAUAGCUUCAGAACAUGGGCACAGAGUUAUACGGUUACCACCUUAUCAUUAUGAAUACAAUGCAAUUGUGUUGGUGUGGGCUCAAAUUAAGGGAUAUGCUGCAAGACGCAAUACAGAACCCCCAUUUACCACAACAAAAAUGCUAAAAAUUUUGGAAGAAGCUUGUGAACAUGUAACUACAGGAGACUGGGAACAGGUCGUGAAUAGAACUGUUAAAUUAAUAAGGGAAGAUUAUGAAAGAGAUGUCAAAAUAGAUAAUAUUUUAGAAAAUGACCUUAUAAUUAAUGUAUUUGAUGAUAGCAGCGACGACAGUGAAAAUAGCAGUAUGGACGAAUCUGAUUAA
Hyposmocoma kahamanoa is the source of this 849-nucleotide messenger RNA. RefSeq lists its product as uncharacterized. The transcript has a single exon. The record is from RefSeq and is a predicted model, not a curated record. Bases 1 to 849 code for a protein of 282 amino acids. NCBI's taxonomy places the organism in Eukaryota, Metazoa, Arthropoda, Insecta, Lepidoptera, Cosmopterigidae. Gene Ontology annotation, molecular function: nucleic acid binding.